UAAAUGGUUUAUGUACGACAAGUGCCAUGAAAAGUACGUUAGUUUUCUACUUUUCAUGCGAUAAUUCAGUGACAGACGACACGACACUCAGCUGUGUACUCUGAGACUGUCAGCUGUGUGUGGCAGAGGUGCUGUGAAACAUGGGGAAAAUUGCGUGUGGCCCAGUGGUGGAGGUGCUUGGUGAUGAGAUGACCCGUAUCAUCUGGGACAUAAUCAAGCAAAAGCUUAUCCUACCUUUCUUGGAUAUUGAACUUCAUACUUACGAUCUGGGUAUUGAAAACCGUGAUGCCACUAACGACCAGGUCACGAUUGACUGUGCACAUGCCAUCAAGAAAUACAGCGUAGGCGUCAAGUGUGCCACAAUUACACCUGAUGAAAAGAGGGUGGAAGAGUUCAAUUUAAAGAAGAUGUGGAAGUCACCUAAUGGCACUAUACGUAAUAUCCUUGGUGGCACAGUGUUCAGAGAAGCUAUUAUAUGCCAGAAUAUACCUCGUCUUGUCCCAGGAUGGCAGAAACCAAUUAUUAUCGGCCGUCAUGCUCAUGCUGACCAGUACAAAGCUGUUGACUUUGUGGUACCUGGUGCUGGAAAGUUAGAGAUCAAGUGGAUUUCCUCAGAUGGUAAUGAUUCCGUUCAACAUGUCAUCCACAACUUUGAGGGUGCUGGAAUUGCCUUGGGAAUGUUCAACACUGAUGAGUCAAUUACAGGAUUUGCCCAUGCAUCAAUGGUGUAUGCACUGGAUCGCAAGUUACCCUUGUAUUUGUCUACUAAAAACACUAUUCUCAAGAAAUACGAUGGCCGCUUCAAGGAUAUUUUCCAGGAGAUAUAUGAUAACGAAUACAAGGCCAAAUUUGAGGCUGCAGAAAUCUGGUAUGAACAUAGACUCAUUGAUGAUAUGGUUGCACAAGCUAUGAAAAGUGAAGGGGGCUUUGUGUGGGCCUGCAAAAACUAUGACGGGGAUGUCCAGUCAGAUUCUGUGGCUCAAGGAUUUGGCUCCUUAGGUAUGAUGACCUCCGUCCUGGUGUGCCCUGAUGGCAAGACCCUGGAGUCAGAGGCUGCCCAUGGCACAGUCACACGUCAUUACCGUCAACACCAGCAAGGCAAGGAGACGUCUACCAAUCCCAUUGCUUCAAUCUUUGCUUGGACUCGUGGUUUGGCCCACCGUGCAAAGCUCGAUGAUAAUGAACCCUUGGCUAGAUAUGCAACAUCUCUGGAGCAAGUGUGUGUGGAUACUAUUGAAUCAGGGUCCAUGACCAAGGAUUUGGCCAUUUGCAUCAAGGGAAUGGCCAGUGUGACUCGCAGUGAUUACCUCAAUACAUUCGAGUUUAUGGAUAAGCUUGCUGAAAAUUUGCACAAGAAGAUAUCUAUAUGACUCGUUAUUCCUGAACUCCA
Messenger RNA from Cherax quadricarinatus, 1390 nucleotides. It is a transcript of the gene Idh, whose product is annotated as isocitrate dehydrogenase [NADP] cytoplasmic. Gene Ontology annotation, cellular component: peroxisome; cytosol; mitochondrion. Gene Ontology annotation, biological process: NADP+ metabolic process; isocitrate metabolic process. Lineage: Eukaryota; Metazoa; Arthropoda; Malacostraca; Decapoda; Parastacidae. Gene Ontology annotation, molecular function: isocitrate dehydrogenase (NADP+) activity; magnesium ion binding; NAD binding. The record is from RefSeq and is a predicted model, not a curated record.